AUGAACAGAAACUCCACCCACAACAUUCCUGUCAAAGGAAAACCUCUCAAGCCGUUUAUUUCAAUUCUCAAAGCCCUUCUGCAGGACGAAAGGUUUCACCGUGCGAUAAAAUGGUCAGAAAACGGCAAUGCUCUCGUCAUUACUGAUGGCGAAACUUUCAAGAAGGUUGUUCUCGACGGAAGUGAAGAAAUGUUCAAGACAAGAAACUUCACAAGCUUUGUCAGGCAAUUGAACCUUUAUGGUUUUAAGAAAGUUCCAGUUAGUGGAAAAGGAGACCCGUCAAGGAAUAUGAGGUUUGAGCAUCAGCAUUUUCGACGCGAACAUCCCGAGCUGAUGCACCUUGUACAACGCAAUUGCAACUCAAGAAAGAAGAAAAGGCCUGAGAAUGUCGUGAACGGGAAACAACGUACUACGAAGAGGGCGUGUUCUUUCCAAGGCGGAACCUACCCAAGCAAGAGAAUGAAAGUCAAGUAUUUCUCUGACGAGUAUGCUGGUCCUGAUGAAGAUAAAAGUUAUAGCAGUGAUAGUGAAAUCCAUUCCACAAGUUCAAGUGGCAUCUCCAGCGAGCGCUCCACACCAACAAAAGAAGUAACGUUCAACUCUUCAGAUUCCAUUUACGAACCAACAGAAGAAGAGGCUUUGGAACAGGAUGAUGUACAAGAAUACAUGCUAAAGAAGCUCCAAGAAGAGCAAAUGGCUGUCCAGCUUCUAUUGAGCCUGAGAAACGCCGCUCCUUAUCUUUCAUCAGCUAUGCCAAUUUCUACAGUGACCAGCUACGAGCAAGCACCAUGUCCAUAUUAUUAUUCUGCCACACCCAGUUUUCACUCUCAGUAUAAUCAUAUGUAA
This is a messenger RNA of Actinia tenebrosa (Australian red waratah sea anemone), 846 nucleotides long. RefSeq lists its product as uncharacterized. NCBI's taxonomy places the organism in Eukaryota, Metazoa, Cnidaria, Anthozoa, Actiniaria, Actiniidae. Gene Ontology annotation, biological process: regulation of DNA-templated transcription. Gene Ontology annotation, molecular function: sequence-specific DNA binding; DNA-binding transcription factor activity. The record is from RefSeq and is a predicted model, not a curated record.